Messenger RNA from Syzygium oleosum, 3848 nucleotides. RefSeq names its product phytosulfokine receptor 1. Gene Ontology annotation, molecular function: protein kinase activity; ATP binding; protein binding. The record is from RefSeq and is a predicted model, not a curated record. The coding region runs from base 592 to 3687 and encodes 1031 amino acids. Lineage: Eukaryota; Viridiplantae; Streptophyta; Magnoliopsida; Myrtales; Myrtaceae. Gene Ontology annotation, biological process: protein phosphorylation. The transcript has a single exon.
CCUCCUCCUCCUUCUUCUUCUUCCCGUUUGAGCAACCGCCACCUUCCUCCCAAACGGAAAGCUUCACGCUCUGCUUCUGUCCGUCCCGCUUCCUCCCUGCCGUGUCUGAAAGUGUGGACGAGGAGUAGGCGGCGGCGGAGGAGUAGGAGUAGGAGUAGGAGUAGGAGUUGGAGCAGCAAUUGGGUUUGGUAUUCCGACCCAACAAGCGCGUGUGAAGUCAAACCGCACGCACACGAUCUCUCUCACUGUCUCUCUCUCUCUCGCCCCACUUCUCUUCUUUUCUUUAUUCUUCUCUCUUUGGUAACCGGUGACGCAAGCGAGAAAGCAAAGCGAAAGCAGAGCAAAGCAAAGAAAAGGAGGAAAGCCUCCUCCUCUUCCCUUCUUUAUCCUUCUCUUCAUCAUCUGUCUCCCCCCUUCCCUUCAUGCUCGCACGCUCUCGCGCUUCGCGAAUCUUGAUCCUUCUCCUGAUGGGUCUCUCCGUCACUUGAUCCCUCCGCCGCCCUCUUGCCUUCCCGUUGCUUUCUCGUGCUGUUUCCUGCGGCCCAUCGUAUUCGGGGGUUUUCGUUUCUUGGGUUGCUCUGUUUCUUUCAUAUGGGUGUCCGAGAUUCGCUGUGGGUGGUCGUCGCCGUCUCUUGGCUGUGCGUCCAGGCGCAGGUCCUGCACGCUCGAGGGGCCCUCGUGUGCAAUUCGAGCGAUUCCAAAGCGUUGCAGGACUUGAUGGGCAACUUCGGGUCCCCGGUCCACGGUUGGGGACUCAAUGCGUCCGACAAUUGCUGCGACUGGGUGGGCGUGGUGUGCAACUCUUCGUCUUCUCUCGGCCUGAGCGGCGGCGGUUCCUCUAGUUCGGGCAGAGUGGUGGAGUUGGUCCUCGCGAGCAAGAAGCUCGCGGGCAGCCUCCCGGACUCGCUCGGCAAGUUGGACCAGCUCAGGCUCCUCAAUCUCUCUCACAACCUCCUCGAGAGGACACUCCCCGAGUCGCUACUCCACCUCCCUAAUUUGCAGGUCCUCGAUCUCAGCUACAAUGAAUUCUCCGGGCCGGUGCCCGAGAGCGUCAAUCUGCCCUUGCUGCGCGUUUUCAACAUCUCCGAGAACUCUUUCGAUGGGUCUCUGCCCGUGUGGAUAUGCGCGAACUCGACCAGCAUUCAGGUGCUUAAUCUGGCUGUCAAUUAUUUCUCUGGCGUUAUCCCGCCGGGACUCGGCAAUUGUGGCUCCCUGCAGAACCUGUCUCUGGCCACGAAUAGUCUCACGGGUGGGAUCAGUGAAGAUAUCUUCACUCUGGGUCAGUUGGUCCAAUUGAACCUUCAGGAAAACUCGUUUUCAGGGCCGCUCGACGGCGGGAUCGGUAAUCUCACGGAACUGAUUUGGCUGGACAUUUCGACAAACGGAUUCUGGGGUCCAGUACCGGAUGUGUUUCAGAACAUGAAGAAGCUGCAGUACUUCAUAGCUCAGACCAAUGGCUUCUCGGGCUCCAUCCCGUCUUCCUUGUCCAAUUCGCCAUCGCUUACGUUUCUCAAUUUGAGGAACAACUCGCUGACCGGUACGAUAGUUCUCAAUUGUUCGGCAUUAAGCAGCCUGGUGUCUCUGGAUUUAGGUUCCAACAUUUUCAGGGGUCCUUUCCCUGAGGAUUUGCCCAAUUGCCAGAAGCUGCAGAAUGUGAACCUUGCACGGAACAAGUUCACAACCCCAAUACCUCAAAGCUUCCAGAACUUCUCCAGCCUUGUUUAUCUGUCGAUCUCGAAUUCGAGCCUAUCGAAUGUCUCAUCUGCACUUGGGAUCCUUCAGCACUGCAACAAUUUGACAGUUUUGGUUCUCACUCUCAAUUACUUUGAUGAAGAAUUGCCCGGCGAUGCGAGUUUGAGUUUUCCGAAGCUUAAGAUUCUUAUCAUGGCGAAUAGCCGACUGAAGGGUUUGAUGCCGCAGUGGGUGCGUGCAUGCACGCAUUUGCAGUUGCUGGAUUUGUCCUGGAACAGAUUGGGUGGAAUGAUCCCGUCGUGGAUUGGCGACUUCCAAUCUCUUUUUUAUCUGGAUUUAUCAAACAACUCAUUCGUGGGCGAGAUCCCAAAAGAGAUUACAGAAUUGCCUGGCCUCAUCAACAGAAAUCUGUCAGUGGAGGAACCUUCUCCUGAUUUUCCACUCUUCAUGAAGAAAAAUGUGAGCGUGAGGGGGCUGCAGUACAAUCAAGUUACAAGCUUUCCACCGACCUUGUCGCUCGGAAGCAACUCUCUCAACGGAUCAAUCUGGCCCGAGUUCGGGAAUUUAAAAAAUGUCCAUAUCUUAGAUCUCAGCCAUAAUUUCUUAUCAGGUUCGAUUCCCGACAGUUUAUCCGGAAUGACUAGCCUAGAGAUUCUCGAUUUGUCCUACAACAAUCUGUCGGGAAGUAUCCCUUCUUCAUUAGUGCGUCUCAACUUUCUGUCCAAGUUCAAUGUUGCACAUAACAAUUUGUCCGGGCCAAUUCCCAACGGGGGCCAAUUCCCUACCUUUCCCAAUUCGAGUUUUGAAGGAACCAAACUGUGUGGUGAUCAUGCUCCCCCCUGCUCAGGCGGUCGAAAUGAUCCUGAAUCAGCCGAUGAUGCCACGAGGAAUAGAAACGUCGGAAUGGUCAUCGGAAUUGCAUUUGGGGCAACAUUUCUUCUGGCCAUUAUGGUCAUGAUUUUGGCGAGAGCACAUAGGCGGGGAGAGGUUGACCCUGAAAAGGAGGUGGAGGGGAGAAGAGAAAGGGAUAUCGAAGACUUGGAGUCCCGAUUAUUGGUUAUGUUCCAAAACAAGGACAGUUGUGAAAAGCUGUCAUACGAGGAUAUCUCACGAGCCACCAACGAUUUUGACCAAGCGAAUAUCAUAGGGUGUGGGGGUUUCGGGAUGGUUUACAGAGCCACCUUCCCCGAUGGCACGAAGUUGGCGAUCAAGAAGCUCUCUGGUGAUUGUGGGCAGAUGGAGAGAGAAUUCUGUGCUGAAGUUGAAACUCUCUCAAGAGCCCGACACCCAAAUCUCGUCCAUCUUCAAGGAUUUUGCAUGGAUAAAGAGGCGAGGCUCUUAAUAUACUCCUACAUGGAAAACAGUAGCUUGGACUAUUGGUUGCACGAGAAACCAGAUGGGCCUUCCUCGCUAGAUUGGUGCACACGGCUCCGAAUCGCUCAAGGAGCAGCAAGAGGACUUGCAUAUCUGCACCAGUCGUGCGAGCCGCAUAUUGUUCAUCGAGAUAUAAAGUCGAGUAACAUCCUUUUAGAUGAGAACUUUGAAGCCCACUUGGCUGAUUUUGGUCUUGCGAGGCUCAUGUGUGCUUACGAUACUCAUGUGACUACUGAUCUUGUUGGGACACUGGGUUACAUUCCUCCCGAGUACGGUAUGGCCUCUGUUGCUACUUACAAAGGCGAUGUUUAUAGUUUCGGCGUUGUCCUCUUGGAGCUUGUCACGGGGAAAAGGCCGAUGGAUAUGUGCAAGCCCAAGGGGUGUCGGGAUUUGAUCUCUUGGGUGAUUAAGAUGAAGAGCGAGACCAGGGAAAGUGAGGUGUUUGAUCGUUCCAUUUACAGCACGAAGCAUGACAAGGAAAUGUUGCGGGUUUUUGAGAUCGCCUGCCUUUGCUUAAAUGAUAGCCCGAAAGUGAGGCCAUCGACCCAGCAGCUAGUUUCCUGGCUCGACAGUGUUGGCGUCGGUGUCGAGCCGUUUUUUGGCAAUUGCAAGGAGCUCUAGAUGUACUGCUGGAGUCCUUUUUGCAGUGUGGAAGUGAUUUUUUUUUUUUUGUUUCCCGACAUACAUGUCUACUGUAAAUACUUGAAACUCGGUUCCUAGAGUUCUUUGUUACAAGUAUCUGGAAUAAAGGCAUUGCACAAUAACUCCUGGCAUUGAAGUUA